UUUACCCUUAUAUAUAGUCCGUAAACUGUGUGUACAUAAAUUUAAGUUUGUCCAUACAAAAUAUAAAAGUGGCUAAAUGGAGAACAAUUGUUGGCAACAGAGAUGGAGUUUGAAGGGUAAAACUGCUCUGGUGACUGGUGGAUCUCGAGGCCUGGGGCAUGCCAUAGUGGAAGAACUAGCAAGCUUUGGAGCCAUAGUUCACACGUGCUGUCUCGACCAAACUGAGUUGGAUCAAAGUUUGGAAGAAUGGAAAAGAAAGGGUUUCCAAGUGACUGGCUCUGUGUGUGAUGUCUUGUUCAAGGAUCAAAGGGAUAAGCUUAUGCAGACAGUGUCAUCACUUUUUCAAGGGAAACUUAAUAUUCUUGUAAAUGCAGUUGGGAAACCACCAGAACCAAAAGUUGCGACAGAGUUUAGUGGUGAAGAUAUUUCGAUGGCGAUGGGCAUUAAUUUUGAGUCUGCUUAUCAUCUUUCCCAACUCAGCCAUCCUCUCAUGAAGGCCGCCGGAAAUGGAAGCAUUGUGUUCAAUUCUUCGGUUGCAGGGAUUAUGGCUUUCCCAGGUGGUUCCAUUUAUUCAGCAGCCAAAGGAGCAAUAAAUCAAGUCACAAAGAACUUGGCUUGUGAGUGGGCAAAGGACAAUAUUCGUGUUAACACAGUUGCUCCGUGGAUUACCAUGACUUCCACCUUGAAGAAUUAUUUGGAGGGUUUUAAAUCGAAAGGUGAAUAUAAUGUAGAAAAAGGCAUAGCUGAAUUAAUUGAGAAAACUCCGCUGCGACGAAUGGGACUGCCUAAUGAAACAUCAUCGGUGGUGGCCUUUCUUUGUUUGCCUGCUGCUUCCUAUGUGACUGGUCAGCUUCUUUGCAUUGAUGGUGGAUUCACUGCCAGUGGCUUCCCCAUAUCUUCCCUCCUACCAACUAACUAAUAUAACUCAUAUCUAUAAAUAAUAAUUUAUAUAUAUUAACAAAGGAGAGGAUAUAUAUAAUUUCUUUUGAAAAACUGAGAUCUCAUUAUAAUAUAUAAGUUAAUUAAUUUGGUUCAUAAAGUAAUGUAUACAAUUACACAGAUGAUGUUGUGUAUUUGGAAACUGCUCUUAAAUUGUGCUUUUGUAUUUUAAAUAUAUGACUAUUUAUAUAAUAUGCAAUAAAUUUUAUAUA
Molecule: messenger RNA, 1151 nt
Organism: Humulus lupulus (European hop)
Lineage: Eukaryota; Viridiplantae; Streptophyta; Magnoliopsida; Rosales; Cannabaceae
Product: tropinone reductase homolog
Exons: 5
Coding region: 77-919 (280 amino acids)
Molecular function (GO): oxidoreductase activity
Source: RefSeq, a predicted model, not a curated record